Molecule: messenger RNA, 960 nt
Organism: Rosa rugosa (rugosa rose)
Lineage: Eukaryota; Viridiplantae; Streptophyta; Magnoliopsida; Rosales; Rosaceae
Exons: 2
Coding region: 53-796 (247 amino acids)
Biological process (GO): positive regulation of transcription by RNA polymerase II
Cellular component (GO): nucleus
Molecular function (GO): transcription cis-regulatory region binding; protein binding
Source: RefSeq, a predicted model, not a curated record
CAAUUCAAUUCAAUCCAGAAGAACCGAAACCUAUUUGGUCUUUUAAGAAACGAUGGGAAAUCGACGGAAGGGUACGAGUGGCGGAGGAGAAACAGACCUUCACGCGGCGGCGAGGUCCGGCGACCUGAGUGCAGUUCAGGUGAUUGUCAGCUCCAACCCUUUGAAGGUCAAUGGGAGAGAUAAGCACUCCAGAACUCCACUACAUUUAGCUGCAUGGGCUGGGCAAACAGAAGUGGUGAAUUUUCUGUGUAAGAACAAGGCUGAUGUUGGUGCUGCUGCUAUGGAUGACAUGAAAGCAAUACACUUUGCCGCGCAAAAGGGACAUUUAGAGGUUGUUCGGGCCCUACUUUCUUCUGGAGCUUCGGUCAAGUCUUCCACUCGCAAAGGUCUGACUCCGCUACACUUUGCUGUUCAAGGGUCCCAUGUGGAACUUAUCAAGUAUUUGGCUAGGAAAGGUGCGGAUCUCACUACAAAGACAAAAGCAGGGAAGACCCCUCUUGAUCUUGCUGGCAAUGGUGAAGUCCGCUCUUGUUUGGAAGAGUGUGAAACGUCCUCUGAGAAAGGGGAUCUGAAUGGUAAACAGAAAGAUGAAGAAUCUGAUCCAAAGACAACCCAGCAGGAAGAUGUGAAAUCUGGAGGUGAAGCUCCAGAUUCUGUCAAUGAUGAACAUGCCAAGGAUGAAAGUCUGAAGAGGAAGGGUGAUGAGUCUGAGGAAGCCUCGGGGGAACCUAAAAGAGCAAGAGUUUCAUUGAACCAUCUCCUUACUGCUGAUGAUGAUAUACAGGAGGAGGAAUGAAGUUUCUAGAGGAGACUAGUAUAGUAAAAUGACCUUUAAUCCAGCAGCUAACUGCUAUAGUCAUAGAAUGGUGUAGCUCUUUGAGUCUUUGUACUACGUUAUAGGAUCUCAUCGAUCAACGACUGUUUGAAAAGUAAAUGAAUUCUGUUUUUCUGUUUUUUUCC